UAUAAAGUCAACAUUGAACGAAGCGCCGGGAUCCCAUCGCCCAUCUCGUCGUUGAUUCCGAUAAAUCUCUUGGUGAUUCUCGUGCACGAAUUAUAUGGUAAAAUGCUGAAACUUGCGUCGAGAUUCGCUCGAGGAAAUCGAGGAGUGAGCACCUGGACACCCCUCGCCACGGCCUUCAAUGCGCGACCCUCCGGAAGGUUCGACUUUAGCUUCGGCCGCAAGGAAACCGGACUAUUUGAAAUACCAGAACUCCAAAAUGCAAGUGGAUUCCAGGAACUUGAGAGUGCAGCGAUUUCACACACAGAUGAACUAGUCAACGAAGCAAUCAAUAGUGGAGGAAAGCGCACAAGAAAAAUGGUUGAAAUCUUUGAUGAAUUAUCAGACACACUAUGCAAAGUGGCAGAUAUGGCAGAGUUUGUCAGGGUAGCUCAUCCAGAUAGUAAUUUUGCUCAAGCUGCAGAAAAUGCUUGCAUUACCAUAAGUGGAAUUGUAGAAAAAUUGAACACUAACCGUCAGUUAUACGAUGCCUUGUCCUGUGUUGCCAAAAAUGGAGACAUACUCAAGACAACUGAAACUGACAAUCACGUCGCAAAGCUUUUCCUUUUUGAUUUUGAGCAAUGUGGAAUACAUUUGCCUGAAGAACAAAGGCGUCAAGUUGUUGACCUUAAUGACAAAAUUCUUCAGUGUGGUCAAAAAUUUAUGGCUGGUGCUGUUGAGCCUCGUGUUAUAAAUAUGAGUUCAUUACCAGAGAGAAUCCUACAAUAUUUCAAUAACAACGGAGAAAACAUAGUUGUCAGCGGUAUCAACACCGAAUCCGGCGACUCUCUGGUGCGGGAAGCUGGUUACAAGAUAUUCCUGUACCCUGAACCCAAUCAGGAAAAGUUGCUGCAGGACCUGCUGAACGCCAGACACGAUCUGGCUCAGAUCUGUGGGUUUCCUACCUACGCUCAUAGAGCCGUUCGCGGAAGCACAGUCGAGAAGCCCGAAGUAGUCUACAGUUUUCUCAACUUAAUGAGCAAUGAAUUGCAACACAGAGCAGCAAACGAUUUUAAAUUAUUGCAAAAAAUCAAGGAUUCAGAAUCAUCGACAAAGCAGCCAGUAAUGCCCUGGGAUACGGCAUACCUCUGUACCAAAGCACGCACAGCCUGGCUAGGUGCCUCGAAUGAGGACUACGCACCGUACUUUUCGUUAGGCGCCUGUAUGGAAGGCUUGAACCUGCUGACGCAGGCACUGUAUGGCGUCCGAUUAGAACACCAGCCAACCUUGGCUGGUGAAGUUUGGGCUAAUGACGUGCAGAAACUCGCCGUAAUCGAUGAAGACGAGAAGCCCCUUGGUUAUAUCUACUGCGACUUCUUUGAUAGAAAGAACAAACCCAAUCAGGAUUGCCACUUUACUAUAAGAGGCGGAAGAGAACUUGCUGAUGGAUCAUAUCAGAAUCCAGUGGUCGUUCUCAUGCUCUCGUUGCCAUCUCCAAGAAGGUCUGCGCCCAGCCUAUUGAGUCCUUCAUUAGCCGAGAAUCUCUUUCACGAAAUGGGCCACGCGCUGCACUCUAUGCUCGGCAGGACCAAGUAUCAGCACGUCACGGGAACUCGGUGCAGCACUGACUUUGCCGAGGUUCCAAGUAUCCUCAUGGAAUACUUUUGCAGCGAUCCAAGAAUACUUUCACUGUUCGCGAAACACUAUGAGACUGGCGAGAAAAUUCCAGAAAAGAUGCUGCAUAAAAUCUGCGCAUCCAAGAACCUAUUUCCAGCAUCCGAGAUGCAGAGCCAGGUGUUCUACAGUAUGCUUGAUCAGGUCUAUCAUAGCGGUAAGGUAGCCGGAUCAACGACUGAUAUUUUAGCGGAUAUUCAGAAUAAGUAUUAUGGACUACCCUAUGUUCCGAAUACCGCCUGGCAGCUGAGAUUUUCACACUUAGUGGGUUACGGCGCCAAAUACUAUUCAUAUCUCGCAUCCCGAGCGAUUGCAUCUUGGAUUUGGCAAACCUACUUUGAAGCUGACCCUCUGAGUCGUAGCUCGGGUGAACGUUACAGGCGCGAAUGCCUCGAACACGGAGGUGGUAAGCCGCCAUCGCGACUCGUCGCUGAUUUUCUGCACCAAGAAGCCAGUCCCGAGAACUUCACUAGGUCAGUUAUCAACGAAAUUGACGCCAAAGCGGAAAAACUCGGGUCAGUCAAUGCAGCGUGAAUUGAAGAAUGUAUUUUGUGACUGCGUGUCGUUUAAAAAAUGAUUUGGGAUAAAAGUUGCGAGUUUUCGAAUUGUUUUAGACUUUUAUAACCAAGAUAAACAGUGUUUUACAAAUGAAAUUUAAAUGUGACAAAUGAUUUAUUUCUCACUUGUAUAUUUUCUUGACUCGAGUAGUGAAAAUGUAAAUAACUGGAAAUAAGUAAGAUAACUUUUUAUAUAAAAUAACUUUUGAUUGUGUUAUGAUAAAUCAUCAUGUAGAUAGAUAUUUUACUAUGUUGUAUGCAAAACCGUAUGCAUAUGUAGUGUAAAAGUUGUACGCAAUAUUAUGCGUACGUAAAUGAAACUUUAACAUGAAGUUAUUUUCUGCUAUAGAACUGCUAAUAAUUAUUCCGCGUGACCAUUUUACGUGAAAUUCAUUUCGUAUAUAAAUUAAUUAAAAUAAAAAAGAACUUUACUAAAAUUCAACGCCAUAAUAUAAGUCUCAAAAGUAUAGAGACAAAAAUUACACUAACGAAACUAAAUAACAAAAUCGCUGGAUUUGUAUAGCUCAAAUUAAACUUGACAAUGAGUGACGUAAACAAGUCGAAAAGAUGAUAAAAUUACAACCUUCAUCCAAGGGAUACCUGUAAAUUUUUCAUUGCAUGACAUAAUUCUAGAGCAUUAUUGUACAUAAAAAAUAUACAUUUCAAGUUAGAAUGCACUUGGCAGUUAAAAUUGAUUUCUUGAUAACUUGUAUAUUAUUGAUCUUUUAUAUUCUUAAAAAAA
Molecule: messenger RNA, 2949 nt
Organism: Nasonia vitripennis (jewel wasp)
Lineage: Eukaryota; Metazoa; Arthropoda; Insecta; Hymenoptera; Pteromalidae
Product: mitochondrial intermediate peptidase
Exons: 10
Coding region: 103-2184 (693 amino acids)
Biological process (GO): peptide metabolic process
Cellular component (GO): mitochondrion
Molecular function (GO): metalloendopeptidase activity
Source: RefSeq, a predicted model, not a curated record